Messenger RNA from Andrographis paniculata, 1195 nucleotides. Its product is annotated as patatin-like protein 2. Gene Ontology annotation, molecular function: glycerophospholipase activity; monoacylglycerol lipase activity. Gene Ontology annotation, biological process: lipid metabolic process. The transcript is spliced from 5 exons. NCBI's taxonomy places the organism in Eukaryota, Viridiplantae, Streptophyta, Magnoliopsida, Lamiales, Acanthaceae. The record is from RefSeq and is a predicted model, not a curated record. The coding region runs from base 28 to 888 and encodes 286 amino acids.
UGGUAUACCAAAGCACAUCAAACAGCUAUGGAGAAGAGGGUUCUCAUCCUAGCACUUAAUUUGGUCAUAUCCCUCCAUUUUAUCAUCCCAUCGACAUAUGCCGAAACAAAGGGAAAAGUGUUGACUGUGUUAAGUAUUGAUGGGGGUGGGAUAAGAGGCAUCAUUCCUGCGGUACUUCUUGCCAAUCUAGAAGCCCAACUCCAGGCAUUGGAUGGACCUAAGGCAAGACUUGCAGACUACUUUGAUGUAAUAACUGGGACAAGCACAGGGGGUUUGAUCAGUGUUAUGUUGGCUGCCCCUGGUGAGGAUAAUCGACCUUUAUAUGCUGCUAAAGAUAUUCCUGAAUUCUACAUGGAACACGGCCCCAGCAUCUUCCCAGCGCGCAGCCGGCACAGUAUUAUAGACAGAAUUAGAGAGUUUUUUGGAGGGCCAAAGUAUGAUGGGAAGUACCUGAAAUCAUUGACGAAAACGCUGCUGAAGAAUCUCACUCUGAGCCAGACUCUGACGGAUGUGGUGAUUCCAGCGGUUGAUAUCAAGCACCUUCAGCCUGUCAUCUUCACCACCAAAGAGUCCGAGUUAAAAGACGUACAUCCGAAUCUGGUGGACGGGAAAAUUUUGGUUGUGUCGUUGGGAUGCGGCUUGCCGCGGAGGGAGAGGAAGUACAACGCCGUCGAAGCCGCCGAGUGGGGGAUGCUUUCCUGGGUGUACAACAGAGGCAGAUCGCCAUUAAUCGAAAUCUUCUUCGACUCGAGCUCCGACAUGGUAGACAUCCACGUCUCCACGCUUUUCCGAUACGCGGAUAAGAUGCAAAAUUACCUCCGAAUUCAGGAGGACGAUCUGAGAGGCGACGCGGCGUCGAUCGACAUCGCCACUGAGAAGAACAUGUAGGAGCUGGUGCAGAUUGGGGAAAGGUUGCUGAAGAAGCCGCUUAGCAGAACAAAUCUGCAGACCGGGUUACCGGAGCCGGUUCCCGGUGCCGGUUCGAACGAGGACGCUCUGGCCCGGUUCGCGGCCAAGCUGUCGGAGGAGAGGAAGUCCCGCCGUGGAGCCUCUGCCCCGGGAGUCGAGGUCCAGUGAGUUACCAAGCACGUGACGUAACUGACAAUGCUCGGUUUUAAGAAUAAUUGUUGAAUAAGUCAAGUUACAUAAUAUGUAUGAAAAAAUCAUCGUACUAAUAAUACAUCAUCAUCGUACA